ACCAGCGGAAAAGCAGAGGAAGCCUAUGGGAGGAGGGGAGAGAAGGCGGAAGGGGAGUGGCCUGGUAGUAGUGUAGUGGUGGGCUUAGUGCUCGCGGAGGCGGAGCAGAGAGCUGGGAAGAGCGAGCAGAGCAAGCAAGCAAAGCGUAGGCAAGGCGAGGCGAAUUGAUUGCGCCCACCACCGCACCACGUCUUCUCCACCUCCGUCCGUCCUCGCCAAGCCACCAUCAUUGCCGCCACCGCGCCGCCCGCCCGCGGGAUCCCAGCGGAGCAUUCUUAACUGUUCCUCCCUUGGCUUCUGGGCGAAGUGUUGCGGUUGCGGCGGUACGUGUUCUGUGCUGUGCUGUGCUGAGGGAGCGAGGAGGGAGCUCGAGCACCACCCACCACCACCUCCAUUAAAGGCGCUCACGCGCCGCCUCCGCCUCCACGAGAAAGAGAGGCGAGGGAGGGUGAGGGCGUACGCCACCCUGAGCGCUAACUCGUCGUCAAUCCCUCUCUCUCUACCUCACUUCCCUCACGGGGGGCAGGCAGCCACGUACAAAGGCCGCUCGCCAACGCCUAGCGCCCCCUCGCCGCACCACCCCGCACCACGCCGUGCGCCUUUAAAGUGAGCGCGCGCCAUCUUAAAGAGGUCAGAGAGAGAGAGAGAGGGAGGGCCGGCAGCGUCGCGCGCGCGCGCGGAAGCAGAGGAGGAGCGGCGGCAAUGGCGGUGACCGCGCGGCGGCUCCGCGCCGUCGUGGCGUGCGUCGUCCUGGCGGCGGUGGCGGCGGCGCCGCGCCCGGCGGCGGGGAUCCUCGACCCGAACGACUUCCUGGCGCUGCAGGCGGUGCGGCGGUCGCUGGACGACAUGCCGGGGUCGGCGUUCUUCGACGGCUGGGACUUCACCGCCGACCCCUGCGGGUUCCCCGGCGUGUUCUGCGACGGGGACCGGGUGGCGUCGCUCGCGCUCGGGGACCCCCGGGCCGGGUCGCCGGGGCUGACGGGGCGGCUCGACCCGGCGCUGGGCAGGCUGUCCGCGCUCACCGAGCUCUCGCUCGUGCCCGGCCGCGUCGAGGGGCAGCUCCCGGCGUCGCUCGCGUCGUGCUCCAACCUCCGGUUCCUGGCCGUCAGCAAGAACCUCCUCUCCGGCCAGAUACCGGACGGCUUCGGCGCGCUGUCCAACCUCCGGACGCUCGACGUCAGCUUCAAUCAGAUCUCCGGCGCCAUCCCGCCGUCCAUCGCCGCGCUGCCGUCGAUCACCAACCUCAUCCUCUGCCACAACCAGCUGACCGGCGGCGUGCCGUCGUUCCAGGACUCGUCCCCGCUCCUCCGGCUGGACCUCAAGCACAACGCCCUCACCGGCGGCGUGCCCACCCUCCCGGCCGGGCUGCAGUACCUCUCGCUGUCCGCGAACAAGCUGAGCGGCACGGUUGACCAGGUGCUGCCCCGGCUGACCCGGCUCAACUUCCUGGACCUGAGCAUGAACCAGCUGGACGGCCCGAUCCCGGCGGCGGUGUUCGCAUUGCCCCUCUCCGUGCUGCAGCUGCAGCGUAACUUCUUCGCGGGGCCCGUGCAGCCGUCGAGCGACGUGACGAUCCCGGUGGUGGACCUGAGCUACAACCGGUUCUGGGGCCAGCUGUCGCCGCUCCUGGCCGGCGUCGGGCAGCUGUACCUGAACAACAACCGGUUCACCGGCGAGGUCCCGUCAAGGCUGGUGCAGGAGCUGGUGGGCUCCGGCGGGCUGCAGGUGCUGUACCUGCAGCACAACUUCCUGACGGGCAUCGAGAUAUCGCCGUCGUCGUCGCUCCCCUCCACCGUCUCGCUCUGCCUCAUGUACAACUGCAUGGUGCCGCCGGUGUACGCGCCGUGCCCGAUCAAGGCCGGGUCGCAGAACACGCGGCCGGCCGACCAGUGCCCGGAGUGGAGGGGCUGAGCACCGAGCUCCAGGCUGAUCGAUCGUGCCUCAGCAACGCCAAUGCCGGAUCGCCUCGGAUCAUCGGCCGGAAAUCGAAGAACUGAAGAACAGUGGAGAUUGCAAAGCGGUGGUCUCUGAUUCUUUGAUUGAUUUGUCCAGUUGUUACUUGUGUUCUUAAUUCUUUUUUUUUUGGUUUGGGAGGAUAGUUACAGACAAGUAAGUGCCUCAAUAAUCGGGUGUUACAGGUGCAUUGUGUCUCCCCCCUCUGCUGUAUAGUGAGCUAGCUACUGUCACACCGGCUCCGGAUGCUGUCGGAUCAGACGAUGGAUGGAUGGUGCUGGAGCCGGUGACGCUAUUUAUCUAUCUCAUCAUGUCACUGAAACUGAACAAAUCAAUGUGAACAAGCAUGCACUGUGCUUGAUUUUUGUUUGCCUCGUCA
Molecule: messenger RNA, 2332 nt
Organism: Panicum hallii
Lineage: Eukaryota; Viridiplantae; Streptophyta; Magnoliopsida; Poales; Poaceae
Product: LRR receptor-like serine/threonine-protein kinase ERECTA
Exons: 2
Coding region: 703-1911 (402 amino acids)
Molecular function (GO): protein binding
Source: RefSeq, a predicted model, not a curated record